Messenger RNA from Vigna radiata var. radiata (mung bean), 2048 nucleotides. RefSeq names its product purple acid phosphatase 15. The transcript has 7 exons. The record is from RefSeq and is a predicted model, not a curated record. Bases 166 to 1803 code for a protein of 545 amino acids. NCBI's taxonomy places the organism in Eukaryota, Viridiplantae, Streptophyta, Magnoliopsida, Fabales, Fabaceae. Gene Ontology annotation, molecular function: acid phosphatase activity; metal ion binding.
AAUAUUCUACGCUGAUUACGCUGCUCUAUACGUUUAACUGCAAUAUCAGAAGCACUUCAUUCCCAGUUCCGAGACGUUCUGACACUUCCCCACACUGAACACGACUACAAAUAUUAUCACAUUCCUUCUUGCCAAUGGAAACUCGUUCAGCCUUUGGAUUCUCCAAUGUCCACAAUUGCUUUUUCCUUUCUUCAUUUCCAUUGCUCGUUUCUUCUGCUGCUCAAUCUUCUAGCAGCUUUCGCUCACUGCCGCGUUCCCUCCACUCUCGAAGGUCCCUUUGAUCCCGUCACCGUUCCCUUUGACCGCUUCUUGCUCGGCGCCGUCGACUUGCCGCCCUCCGAUCCCCGCGUUCGCCGCCGCGUUCAGGGUUUCGAGCCCGAACAGAUCUCUCUGUCUCUCUCCACCACCCAUGACUCUGUUUGGAUCUCAUGGAUUACAGGGGAGUUUCAAAUUGGUUUCGACAUCAAGCCUUUAGACCCAAAGACUGUCUCAAGUGUCGUUCAAUAUGGAACUUCAAGAUUUGAUUUAGUGCAUGAAGCUAGAGGUGAAUCUCUCAUCUACAACCAGCUCUAUCCUUUCGAUGGCCUUCAGAAUUACACUUCUGGAAUUAUCCAUCACGUUCGACUCAUAGGAUUGGAACCAAGCACACUGUACUAUUAUCAAUGUGGAGAUCCUUCACUACAAGCCAUGAGUGAUAUAAACUAUUUCAGGACCAUGCCAAUUUCUGGUCCACAUAGCUACCCUGGCAAAGUAGCUAUAGUAGGAGAUCUUGGUCUCACUUAUAAUACAACUACUACCAUAGGUCACCUGACUAAUAAUGAACCUGAUCUUCUUCUAUUGAUUGGUGAUGUAUCCUAUGCGAAUCUGUAUCUCACAAAUGGAACUGGCGCGGACUGUUAUAAAUGCACGUUUCCAGAAAGUCCUAUACAUGAAUCAUACCAGCCUCGAUGGGACUAUUGGGGAAGGUUUAUGCAAAACCUAAUUUCUAAAGUUCCAAUAAUGGUGGUAGAAGGAAAUCAUGAAACAGAAGAACAGGCCGAUAACAAAACAUUUGUGGCCUACAGUUCUAGGUUUGCAUUCCCCUCUGAAGAAAGUGGAUCUUUAUCCACAUUAUACUACUCUUUCAAUGCUGGGGGCAUUCAUUUUAUUAUGCUCGGAGCUUAUAUUGAUUAUUAUAAAAACGGUGAACAAUACAAAUGGCUGGAGAGGGAUCUGGCAAGUGUUGAUAGAUCAAUAACUCCCUGGCUUAUAGCUACUUGGCAUCCACCAUGGUAUAGUUCUUAUGAAGUUCAUUAUAAAGAAGCAGAGUGCAUGAGGGUGGAGAUGGAAAACCUGUUAUACUCGUAUGGUGUGGAUAUAGUAUUUAAUGGACAUGUUCAUGCUUAUGAGAGGUCCAAUCGGGUUUACAAUUACAGUUUAGAUCCCUGUGGUCCUGUGCAUAUUGCAGUAGGGGAUGGGGGUAACAGAGAGAAGAUGGCAAUCAAAUUUGCAGACGAGCCUGGUCAUUGUCCUGAUCCAUUAAGUACUCCUGAUCAUUUUAUGGGUGGCUUUUGUGCAACAAAUUUUACAUUUGACCAAGAGAGUGAGUUUUGUUGGGAUCACCAGCCAGAUUACAGUGCUUUCAGAGAAACUAGCUUUGGCUAUGGAAUUCUAGAGGUGAAAAAUGAAACGUGGGCUUUGUGGAGUUGGUAUCGUAAUCAGGAUUCGUACAAGGAAGUUGGGGAUCAAAUUUACAUAGUGAGACAACCUGAUAUAUGUGAUGUCCCUCGGAAGGUGUGCAGAGAUUUUACUGCUUCGAUUUAAGAGGCACAAGGAGUUCAUUUGGUGUAAUUGAUGAAUAUGUCACAACAGCUGAAUAUUAACUUCUGUGGAAACCACAGUGCGCUAGAUGUCACUAAGCAUUAACAUAUGCUACCUAGCACUGGUACCCAAUAUGGUAAACACUCUUGUUCGGUAACUAUCAAUAUUCAGAAUGUUUAACAAAAGUAACGUAGAUCCUCAGUAUUUUGAUAAAAUGAAAGUGAAAAAUGCAUGGUUACUUUUGUUAA